AAGUUGACGUUUCAAAAAAAUUUCAAAAUAUUGAUAUGCUGAUAUCCUAAACGAUUUAAACUAGAAGUUGUUCCUCUAAUGUUUUCACUAUCUUGUAUUAUAAAAUAUGAAGAAAAUCAGCUUUGGCAAGAUAAGUACGAACUUUCGGCAAAACUCCGAGAAAAUAGAAGCAACAGGAACCAUAGGCACUUUCGGGCCCCCGAAAGCCAUAGAAGUUCUAGACGACGACAAUGAAUCGCAGCAAAUGAAAGAUGUUAUGGGUAUCUCGACGUUCGGCAAGAAAGCAAAAGUCUUUGACAUCAAAGAAAUGAUUGCCCAAGUCAAAGCAACUGCAAAAGAAGUGACUAAAAAACCAGUAGAAGAUGUACCUGCAGAUAGUGAAGACUCUGAUGAUAGUGAUGAGUUUAUUGGUCCACCAUUACCCCAAGAUUUGGGUGGUAGCAAUAAGGAAACAACAAAAGCUGAAAGUAAAAUAAGUGAUGAUGAUAGUGAGGAUGAUAAAGAGGAUGAUUCUCUGUUCAUUCCUUGUUCACAUGAAGCUCAGAUGACACAUGGUACCAAAGCAGUGACGGCGAUCAGCGUGGACCCGAGCGGCGCCCGCCUGGCCUCGGGCUCCGUGGACUACGACGUCAGCUUCUGGGACUUCGCCGGCAUGGACUCGGGCAUGCGCACCUUCCGCACGUUGCAGCCCUGCGACAACCACCCCAUCAGGGGGCUGCACUACUCCGGCACGGGGGACCUGCUGCUGGUCGUGUCGGGGGCCAGCCAGGCCAAGGUGGUGGACAGGGACGGCUUCGAGAAGCUGGAGACCGUCAAGGGGGACAUGUAUAUCACGGAUCAGGCGAGAACCAAGGGGCACACGGCGGGGUUGCUGGCCGGGAUUUGGAAUCCUGUCACCAAGGAGGAAUUCCUGACGACCAGCUUCGACGGAACAGUGAGAAGCUGGGACUUUUACGAGGGAGGCAAGCACCACAAGCGGAUCAUAAAGUGCAGGGCGCAGAACGGUCUGAAAGUCGCCCCCACCGCGGUGAAUUUCAACAGGGAGGGCAAAGUGAUAGCGUGCGGCUGCGCAGACGGGUCGCUGCAGCUGUGGGACUUUAGGAAGAGCACAGUGGCGCCAGCCAUGCAAAUUCGGAAAGCACACCAGCCAGCAGAGAUCAGCAGCAUCUGUUUCUCGCAUGUCGGAGACCAUUUGCUGACGCGCAGCUGUGACGAAACGAUGAAGUUGUGGGAUUUGAGGAAGUUCAAAGAGGCUGUGCACCAGGUGGGGGACCUGUUCACGCGCUACGACACCACCGACGCCAUUUUCAGUCCAAACGACGCGCUCGUCGCUACCGGAGUAUCUUUGAAAAAAGGCGAGAAGACCGGCACCAUCCUUUUCUACGACACCAGCUCGUUCUCGCUAGUGCGCCGCCUCACAAUCCCCGAAGCCACUCACACCAUCAAACUGUGCUGGCACCCGAAACUCAACCAAAUCUUUGUCGGCACCGGCUCCGGAUUGGUCAAGUGCUUCUACGACGACAGACGGAGCAUGCGCGGCGCCACUUUGUGCGCCGUUAAAACGCACCGCAAGGCGCAGCACUCGGAGAUCGUGAGCACUACGCAAGUGAUUACGCCGCACGCUCUGCCGCUGUUCCGGCAGGAACGAAGGAAGACCAGCAGGAAACAGAUGGAGAAGGACAGAUUAGACCCCGUCAAGUCUCGCCGACCGGACCUGCCCAUCACCUCGGGCCAGGGGGGUAGGGUGGCCUCUAGCGGGGGCACGUUGAGCAGCUUCGUCAUCAGGAAUUUGGGGCUGAGCAAGCGGGUGGAGGACGACCAGGAUCCGAGAGAGGCGAUCUUGAAGUACGCUAAAGAGGCGGAGGAGAAUCCGUACUGGAUUACGCCGGCGUACAAGAGUACGCAGCCGAAGGCUUGUACCAGCAAGUUUGUGGAGGAGGAGGAGAAGGAGGAAGGGGGGCCGGAUGCCAAGAAGGCGAAGAAUGAGUGAUUUUUUGUUGUGGGGAAUAUUGAGGAUGUAUUUAUUGAUUUAUUUGUUUUAGAAUAAAAUUGAUAUUUAAU
This is a messenger RNA of Phaedon cochleariae (mustard beetle), 2061 nucleotides long. NCBI's taxonomy places the organism in Eukaryota, Metazoa, Arthropoda, Insecta, Coleoptera, Chrysomelidae. The record is from the annotation of a GenBank genome assembly.